AUGGCAACGCCCACUGUGUCAACAUACCACUGUAUCUGCUCAGAACUGCUUCUAGCGACACCGAUCCCAUUGGACACAUUACCACUGAGACAGAGCGACAAAUCGCAUAUUUGCAAAAUCAACCAAGGCGAAAGUAUCGCCGCCGAUUCAGCCGUCCUGACGAAAGCGGCGCGAUUUGAUUCAAAUUCUUUGAUCCUGAAACUUGAGGAUGGCUUCGAGAAGCGCUAUCUGAUCAAGUGUGGAAGGUGCGGCGUGGCUUUUGCUUACAGGUUGGACGAAAUUCUGUGGAAUGAGACUGAUGACGGUGGAGUCAAGGAGGAUGUGGCCUUUCUUUUGCCGAAUGGUUUGGUCACGACUAAGGAUAUGGAGAGUGGAGAGAAAUUGACAGAAAAGGAAGCCGAGUUGCAGGUACAGGUGAUGGGUUGA
Molecule: messenger RNA, 426 nt
Organism: Pseudocercospora fijiensis CIRAD86
Lineage: Eukaryota; Fungi; Ascomycota; Dothideomycetes; Mycosphaerellales; Mycosphaerellaceae
Exons: 1
Coding region: 1-426 (141 amino acids)
Source: RefSeq, a predicted model, not a curated record